AUGGAGGCGACGCCAUUGCAGGACUUACACCUUCACAAUCUCCGAGCCAUUAAAGUUCUCGGAAAUGGAGCCAUGGGUACUGUCUUCCUCGUUCACAAUCUCAUCUCCAAUCCAUCUGCUCGCUCUCCCUUUGCCCUCAAAGUCGUCGAGAAAUCAUGCCUCCAGUCUGACCGCCGUGCCCUGUGGGAAAUCUCCGUCCUCAACCGCCUCAAUCACAAACCCCACCCCUUCCUCCCCUUCUUGAUCGGAUUUUUGGAGACCCAUGAAUUCCUCGCAUGGGCCAUUCCGUUUUGCCCUGGCCGUGAUCUUAACGUCCUCCGUAACCGUCAGACGGAUCACGUCUUCUCCGCCUCCGCCAUCCGGUUUUACCUGGCGGAAAUCAUCUGCGCGUUACAACACCUUCAUACCAUGGGCAUCGUGUAUCGCGACUUGAAACCUGAAAACGUUUUGAUCCAACAAUCAGGUCACGUGACUCUCACAGACUUCGACCUCUCACGUACCCUCACAGCGAAAUCUUUGCAGUCAUUGUUGAUUCUAUCGCCGGAGGAGCCCAAGAAACACAAGCGGAACCUCGGUCGUUUGUUCUGGGUGGUGGUUUCCGACCAGAACCGUGCCGGGAUAACGAAAACCAAGAGCGCACGUGUCUCUCCGGUGACACGUCGCAAAACGAGUUUCGCCGACGGUGAACGUUCGAAUUCAUUCGUCGGCACGGAGGAGUACUUAUCACCUGAGAUGGUCCGAGGCGACGGCCACGAAUUCGCCAUCGAUUGGUGGGCGUUGGGGAUCCUCGCCUACGAAAUGUUGUACGGAUCAACCCCUUUUCGCGGGAAGAACAGAAAGGAUACGUUUGAGAGAAUACUAAUGAUGCAGCCAAAGUUCACCGGAAAACCAACGCCCUUGACGGACCUGAUCAGCAAGCUAUUAGAAAAACAACCCACGCGCCGUUUGGGGUACCGAUUAGGCGCGUCUGAGGUCAAGGAGCAUCCAUUCUUCCUUGGGUUACGAUGGGAGCUACUAACAGGAGUAGUACGUACUCCAUUUAUACCGUCAGUCGAGUUAACGACAAAAACAAACGGCAUCAAUAUAAAAGAGUACCUUCAAAAGCAAAGGGAACCGCCAUCACCGUUAGAUUCUCCGUCAUGUAGCAUUUCAUUAACGGAAUUUUAA
Molecule: messenger RNA, 1167 nt
Organism: Cynara cardunculus var. scolymus (artichoke)
Lineage: Eukaryota; Viridiplantae; Streptophyta; Magnoliopsida; Asterales; Asteraceae
Product: serine/threonine-protein kinase UCN-like
Exons: 1
Coding region: 1-1167 (388 amino acids)
Biological process (GO): protein phosphorylation
Cellular component (GO): plasma membrane; cytoplasm; nucleus
Molecular function (GO): protein serine/threonine kinase activity; ATP binding
Source: RefSeq, a predicted model, not a curated record